This is a messenger RNA of Aureobasidium subglaciale EXF-2481, 2260 nucleotides long. RefSeq lists its product as uncharacterized. The record is from RefSeq and is a predicted model, not a curated record. Bases 299 to 2260 code for a protein of 653 amino acids. The transcript has 8 exons. NCBI's taxonomy places the organism in Eukaryota, Fungi, Ascomycota, Dothideomycetes, Dothideales, Saccotheciaceae.
GCCAAAGUCCGCUCUGUCCAAGCCACUCGCCCCGUAACCAUCAAGCGCCCUCAAGCCCCUUAGAUCCUCAGCUGCUAUCGACGACUCUAAGAGAGCAAAUGGUGGGCUUUACCUUUACCAUUUGCGCCUUAUGGCGUUUACAAGGACAUUAUCGAGCACUCGGCCAUGCCGAGACCUCUUCUAUCCCCGAGCCUCAGUGAGAAAAUGUCGUGCUAUAUAAGUCAGAGAGAGUGCGGCCGAUACAGGUCAGGUUCAAGCUCAUCUCCUUCUUCUCUGCCCAGUCUCAAAUUCCAUCAAGAUGCGUUUCUCAUCUUAUGCUCCUCUAGCUUUGGCGGCCAACUUAGCUGCUGCCAUGCCCCGGCCUCAAGAGAUUGACUUCGAUAUUUCUAUCACCAUCAACACCGAUGCUCUCAUCGCAUCGGCUACCGCCGCCAUCUCCUCUGUAGCUGUCGACGUUACCGAUGUUCUCUCAGCUACUGCAAUUGUACAGGCUAAAAGAGCUGCUGCAACCUGUGUAACACAAGCACCUGGAGCAACUUCCGUCCCUGAUUUCUCUGGAGAUACCGCUGCCCAAUUCCUUGCCGAGAACUAUUUUUCUUCCGUCGCCUCUGCUAAUGCAGCUGCACCUAGCGGCUACACUCAAGCAUUCGUCAACAAGCAAGCCGCUAACAAUGCUUUUGGUUACUUGGGGUUUGUCACCAUGGACACUUAUAAUGUCAAGCAGUGUGCAACCCAGUGCGAUAACAAAUACGGUUGCUCAUCCUUCAACGUCUACUUUGAGCGUGAUCCCUCUAUUGAUCCCACCGGGACCUUAUGCUCGAACCCUCUUGCGGUUACUAUGAUUAAAUGUGUUCGUGGUGGAUUCUCCGUUGCUGUAGCCGGAAACAACGGUUAUGUGACCAACAAGAUCUCUACACCUGACGGCUUUCAGACCGGUGUUCCUUUCGGCAAAUUCGCUAUGAACGCGCCCUACGAUGCUCAAGGCUACAACACUUACAUGGGCGCUAAGAUGUUCACUGGAAACUGGGAUGUUACUCAGUGCUCAGAGUACUGCAAGGCUCAAACCACCUACAACAAGAACACUGCUCCUAAGGAUGGCACCCCGUUAAGAAGGCCGAUGGUACAAUCCUCCCCUAGGGCCAGUACUGCUCACUCUACACCGAGGCCUGGCCUCGGAUCGUGGCAAGGAAAGGACCAGUACACCAUCGACUACAGCUUUGGCUUCACUAUGACUGACGCUGGUAUUGAUCCUACUGUCGGAGAUUCUACUGGCGCCAAGUACCAAGCUGUCGCCGACAUCAAGUGGUCAUCCCUGCAGCCUUUCUGCUCGGCCUACCUUGGCUAUAUAACCCCUCUGUCCACUAUGACGGCUACUGCUACCAGCACUCCCGUGGUAACCUCGACCGCUUACUCGACUACAACAGUGCUCCCGAAGCGCAAGCGUGAUGGCUCCAACUCACCAUACCCUGGCUUGAGCACCGAUUCUUCGAUCGGCGGUGUCGCCCUGAUCGAUGCCAAUGGCACCAGGUGGUAUUCUAGCGAGAUCCCAUCUGGCGGGCCCCUAGGCUCAAUACAUAGCAACUCGACACUGAGCAAGCGCUCUGUGUCAAUUCCAGCGGGUCUCGCCAAGUACCAGCCUGCCGUCAUCUCUGCAGCCUGUGCUAUGCAAGCCACACCUGUAACCUCUACAUCCUUACAAACGAGCUUCACAACGGUCACCGGAGCUGCUACAACCACCGUCGUAUCGGUAGUAUCGACAGUAACUUCCAUUCCAUCAUACACACCUUACCUUGAGAACCUCUACUUCGCAAGUGGAGGUGCAUCUGCAAUUGCCGACCAGGACGAAAACGGAUAUGUGUAUGCCGGAAUACGUAACAACAAAUAUUUCAGUGAUCUCGCAGUGAAGGCCGGUUUCUUCGUCGACUCAACCACUGGGCACUUUAAGGACGUUCAGGGUCGCACCGCUGUGGCUUACGAUAACGCCGGCCAGCCCGCAAGCCCCUAUGUCAUUUUCUUCAACUCUGAACAAAUGGCGCAAGUUGACAACUACUUGCCCCUGAUCUGCACAUACCCAACCACUCUGCCAAGCAAAAUCAGCUGUUCCGCGACGAUGAGCAAUGGCGAUGUAUACUCGCAUUUCGUCGCUGUGCAGGACAGCUACUACCAACUUGCUGCCUUGUGUAUAGCUGAUCGCCCAGCCUCUCAACUCCAUGGUGACCAGUACAUAGCAUGGUCAGAUGCCGCUCUGACUCUUUCCUAG